Labeo rohita (rohu) is the source of this 1151-nucleotide messenger RNA. RefSeq names its product stathmin 1a (gene stmn1a). Bases 179 to 625 code for a protein of 148 amino acids. NCBI's taxonomy places the organism in Eukaryota, Metazoa, Chordata, Actinopteri, Cypriniformes, Cyprinidae. The transcript has 5 exons. The record is from RefSeq and is a predicted model, not a curated record. Gene Ontology annotation, biological process: regulation of microtubule polymerization or depolymerization; microtubule depolymerization; neuron projection development. Gene Ontology annotation, molecular function: tubulin binding. Gene Ontology annotation, cellular component: cytoplasm; neuron projection.
CUGAGCGCAGCCAAUGGGCGUCAAGAACAGCAUGUGACGACAUAAAUUUCGAUCCUUUUAUGCGCGAACUUGACUUGCGUUGAAGUGAGAAAACGGCGCGACGGGAGCUUUGUCAUCAAACCUGGAUCUUUUUGUCUGAUUUGAAGGCAAACGUCGACCCUUUAAGUCUUCUGCAACAAUGGCAUCUUCAAGUGAUAUUCAGGUUAAGGAGCUGGACAAGCGUGCCUCAGGACAGGCUUUUGAGGUCAUCCUUGGGAGUCCUACUCCAGAUGCCAAGGGUGAGUUCCCUCUCUCCCCUCCAAAGAAGAAGGAUCUUUCCUUGGAGGAGAUCCAGCGAAAACUAGAGGCUGCAGAAGAGAGACGCAAGUCUCAUGAAGCGGAGGUUCUGAAACACUUAGCAGAGAAGCGUGAGCAUGAAAAGGAGGUGCUUCAGAAAGCUCUAGAAGAAAACAACAACUUCAGCAAGAUGGCAGAAGAGAAACUGAACCAGAAAAUGGAAGCCAACAAAGAAAACCGUUCAGCCAUCAUGGCAGCCAUGAAUGAGAAGUUCAAAGAGAAGGACAAGAAGCUGGAAGAGGUUCGAAAAAACAAAGAAAACAAAGAGGUCAACUGUGAAGAAAACUGAAACGUAUAGGUUUAUAAGGGAUUCUGAUGGGGUUUUUUACAUAUCCAAAGAUUGAUUUUUUUUUUUUUUUUUUUUUUUUUUUUUUUUUUUUUUUGAGUUCACAUGAGAGGAAAAAAAAUGUGAGGUGUCAUCAUGGGUCCAUUUUCAGAAAACAAACAAAUUCAGCUUUUGGUUUGUAUAUAGCAGUGGUUUUACACAUUCAUCGACUCUUUCACUUAUCUGUGUGCUAUUUAGACUGCAGCUUUUUUCACUGUCUGAUAUUAGCUGUCUUCUGAACCUGGUAGGGACUCAUGUAUGAUAUGCUUAACAUGCUGAUAACUGUUUCUUGAGCUUUUCGCUUUUCAUGAGGUUAGGAGCUUGUUUGUGUGUGUUUCGCUUUAAGCACAUGACUGUUCUUUGUACAAGUUCAGACUGGGUAUUAGAGGGCUUUACAUGUGAAAUGCAAAAUUAGCAAUACCUGUUGACAUCUUUGAUAGUUAACUUGUCAACUUAACGGUUGUACCAAAUAAAAGAAGUACUAAAACUA